AGCACUUUGGGGGAAUAGUUGAAUGCCAGAUAAAGGACAUCCAAGGCUUGGGAUUAGCCUUAACCCUAAACAAAUCAUAAACCUUACUCGGAACAAGGUUUCCUCCCAUACAAAGAGUUUGCAUAGCCACUUCCAAAGAGGGAAUAUGAUCACCAAGCUUUUGGAUCAAAAGCCCGCGCACAUAGGCUAACCUUUUAAAGAAGACAGUAUGCCUCUUCUUGGGUUGCCACUGCCAAAUAUCUUCCUGUUUAAGAUAAACACAAUGGACCCACUUGACCCAAAGAGAAUCUUUCUUUGCUGCCAGAUUCCAAAAAAGCUUGCAUAACAUAGCAUUAUUCCAGUUCCCAGCAUCUCUAAGGCCUAGCCCCCCCUCUGUUUUGGGCCAUUGGUUUUUGAAAAAUGCAGCAGUAUACCCAUCAGAACCAGAGUCUUCUUCUUACCCAAUUCACACAACCUCUGUCCUUAUCAAGUGAAGAUGUCUGUAUUGCUGAAAGCACAGAUUCUGUGUCAGUGGAAUCCACACCUAAUGUUGUUAUUUCUCAUUACCAUCCAACAACUAUUCGCAUGGAUUGCAUAUACAAGUCAAAGAUGGACCUUCAGCAUCAUUUGCAAAUGUUUUCCAUUGUUAAUAACUUCCAGUUCAGAACUGUAACUUCAACGAAGACAUCCUAUCAUGUCGUGUGUGUUGAUGCUAAUUGUAAAUGGGCCCUUCGUGCUGUACGUGUAUGUGGUGCAAGUUUAUUCCAAAUUAGAAGGUUUGACUCAGAACAUUCCUGUCCUGUUGACUUUCGUGAAGGCAAUCAUAGACAGGCAACAUCUACCCUUCUAGCAGGCUUGGUUGCACAUCGUUAUGCAGAUGCUUCGAAAAAGCCAUACCAACCUAUUGACCUUAUGGAUGACAUGAGGAGGGAAUAUGGGAUUACUAUGUCUUGUAAGAAGGCUUUGGUAGUUAAAAGAAAAGCAAUGAGCAAACUCUAUGGUUCAGAUGAUCAAUCGUACCGCUUGUUGCCUGCGAUGUGCUAUAAGCUUGAGAAAAAUAACCCGGGGUCUGUUAUAUCUCUCACAACAUGCGAAGAUGGCAAAUUUAAGAAUAUGUUCUUCUCGCAUUGUGCGUGGAGGCAAGCAUGGAUUCAUUGCUUUCCAAUCCUUAUUAUAUAUGGGACUUUUAUGAAGGCUUACUUUCGUGGAACACUGCUGACUGCAUGCACACAAGAUGCUAAUCGACAGAUUGUCCCUUUAGCAUUUGGCAUAUGUGACGUUGAGAACAUUGAGUCUUGGUUGUGGUUCUUAAGCAAUGUGAAACAUUCACUAAUUGAACGCAGUGACAUGUGCAUCAUCUCAGACCGUCAUGAUGGUAUCUUGUUUGCAGUAGAUAAGGUGUUUCCUUUCAUUCCUCAUUGCUAUUGUACUGAACAUAUACUGCGCAAUCUCAAAGGGAAAUUUAAGGGCAAAUCAGAAUCAAUUGAGUGGAAGUUCAGAGCUGCUUCUCGGGCUGCUACUGUUGAAGAGUGUGAGGAGUAUCUUUCAAUGUUGGAUGAGGAUGAUCCACGUAUACGGGUAUACCUUGAUAAGAUUGGAGUUACAAAGUGGUCUAGAUCGAUUGGUAAACGCCCUGGGUUAUCCUGCUACGAAUUUAUUUCCACCUUUUACAAAUUGGAAGCAUUGGUGUGCACAUAUGCUGGAAUUGUUCAUCCUAUUGGUGAUGUGUCUGGAUGGGUGAUUCCUCAAGAGAUUCUAUCAAGGAAAUGUGACCCUCUAUCUUGCAACAAGCGCCAUCCUGGAAGACCUAAGAAGAAAAGGUAUCCUUCUGUAGGGGAGUUCCGUUAUGGCAAACGUAGAGUGAAGCAAAGAUGUUCGAGGUGCAAGUCUCAUGGCCACAACAUGAAAUCAUGCACCAAUCCAAUUCCAAUGGCAGAUGCAGCUCUUACUUAAGAGUUGUUAAGUAUCAUUUACUUUAUCUCUUUCCAACUAUUUGUAUUUUAAUUUGAGAUGUUCUUAUUACGAAUAUGGAUGAUUUAAUUUUUUAUGUUCUUUUUGUUAAACAAUAUGGUCCUUGAACUCCACGCUUUAUAUUUAAUAGCCAAAUACUUGUCAUAUUUUUACACAAUUUCAAGAGUUACACUUUAUACGUCCAUACAUGACUCCAUAAAAUGGAAUUUAUUUCCCUGUAAUAAAUUUAAACAAUAGAU
Molecule: messenger RNA, 2189 nt
Organism: Cuscuta campestris
Lineage: Eukaryota; Viridiplantae; Streptophyta; Magnoliopsida; Solanales; Convolvulaceae
Source: the annotation of a GenBank genome assembly